AUGCGUGGUUAUCUCUUGAUACAGUUGAUCGGUCUAAUGGCCUCAGCUGUCCUAGUUCUGGGCAAUAAAACCGAGUUAAAUCAUGUUGUUGAACGCGUUUUUUCACGUCAGAAACGUUUUGUGCUUUUUCCAAAGGGAUCGAACUUAAAGUUCACAGGACAAUUGAGUAAACGAUUACUUUCUCAGUACCCAAGCGGAGUGAAUAUGAACAUUGAGCAGGCCUGUUAUUAUCCUGUGCCCACCACUCGUGAAGAUGUGUAUCCCAAACGCUUUCGACCUCGAACAACAACUACUCCGGUGCCAUUAACAACAACAGAGCCAACUUUUGUUUGGAUCCCGGGCACAGAUUGGCGCUUCAAGGCGACUGCUCUUAAGAAACCGAAACCCCUUAGAUUGCAUCAACGAAUUGAUCUUAGACCUGAUGCACCGAGCUAUGUUGAUACUACCCAGUGGCAGAAGUGGUCAAAGUAUGGACAACACAACAAAAAUUGGUCACAAGCUGGACAACAGUACAAAAACUGGAAGCCACCUGCAAGUAAGUGGAGCAAGUGGACUACAGAGUCUCCGCAAUGGAGCAACUAUGGCAAACGUUGGCAGAGGUCAAAAGAAGAACCAAUGGAAGAAGAGCCCUACGAUCCUGAAACUGCUGAUUACGAAGCCAUUCCCUAUCCAGACCUUCAUCAUCUCAAGGAUUGGCGCCACUAUCAUGCUCAUCGUGAUCGUCGACAGCUCUUUGAGCAAUUUGGUGGAUUUACACAACUACUCGGCAUCGACAUUAAGUCUUGUAUCUUAAGAGCCAUGUGUGACAGCAAACGUUUGCUACUGCCACCAGGAUAUUCUAUGAUCCAAGACAUUGUUCGGGUGGUCUUGACCAUGCCCACUGUAUCUGGACUUGAAGAUGAUUACAGUCGCAUAAUGCGCAUGGCUCCAGAAGAUUGUACUCAACAGUUGCGGAAUCAAUGUAAGAUAAACCUAUUGGCAUGGUUCCUAGGCCAGAAUAAAACAUAA
Molecule: messenger RNA, 1008 nt
Organism: Drosophila albomicans
Lineage: Eukaryota; Metazoa; Arthropoda; Insecta; Diptera; Drosophilidae
Exons: 4
Coding region: 1-1008 (335 amino acids)
Source: RefSeq, a predicted model, not a curated record